Cloeon dipterum is the source of this 1410-nucleotide messenger RNA. RefSeq names its product keratin, type I cytoskeletal 9-like. The transcript is spliced from 3 exons. The record is from RefSeq and is a predicted model, not a curated record. NCBI's taxonomy places the organism in Eukaryota, Metazoa, Arthropoda, Insecta, Ephemeroptera, Baetidae. The coding region runs from base 35 to 1264 and encodes 409 amino acids.
AACGUCGUCCGUGGGUGAAGGGUGGACUCGGAGGAUGGGAUGGCACCAAACCAAUUCCUCUAGAGUAUUUAAGCCGGUGGACUGGGUGUGUCGACAUCACUCGCACCCUGAGCAUCCUCACAGCAACAUGAACAAGUCUCUGAUAGCGCUGAUGGUGGCUGCGUGCUGGCUGGCGUUGGCCGCCUCCACGGAGAGCCCCAAGACCACUUUGGUGGUGCGCAAAACGGAAAAGAGAGGCGUUCAACCGUGGCACACGCAGGUGAAGACGGUGUACGUGCCCAAGCCGUACCCCGUGCCCCAGCCGUACCCGGUGACCGUGACCAAGUCGGUGCCCGUGCCGGUGCCCCAGCCCUACAGAGUGUCCGUGCCGCACGCCGUGCCCGUGCCUGUCCCACAUCCCGUGCCCGUGGCCGUGCCUAGGCCCUACCCUGUCCACAUUCCCCGGCCUGUCGCCGUCCCCGUGCCCCACCCCGUGCCCGUGCACGUGCCCAGGCCCGUCGCCGUGCCGGUGCCCCACCCUAUUAGGGUGCCCGUGCCCGUUCCCGUGCCCGUCGGAGGACACGGAGGCUCUUUCGGAGGCCACGGCGGCUCUUUCGGCGGUUUCGGAGGAUUCGGCGGAGGACUGGGAGGACACGCCGGGCUCGGCGGUGGAUUCGGAGGAGGCUUCGGAGGAGGACACGACGGCGGCUUUGGCGGAAGCUACGGCGGACUCGGCAACUCCUUUGGCGGCUCUAGCGGCGGACUUGGCGGCUCUCACGGCGGACUUGGCGGCUCCUUUGGUGGAUCGUACGGUGGACUCGGAAGCUCUUACGGUGGACUAGGCGGCUCUUAUGGAGGACUCGGUGGCUCAUACGGCGGCCUUGGAAGCUCUUACGGCGCCGCUGGAGCAGGCCAGAGCGACCUGGGCUCCAGCUACGGUGGACUUGGAAGCGGCAGCUACGCGAGCGCAUACAACCACGGAAGCGGCGGGGACUUUGGAUCCUCUGCAGGACUUGGAGCAGGAUCUGGAGAUCACUCUAAUACGCUCGAUGCUGUCAGGUCGAUUCUGAUGCGUUAUUACAGCAAUACCCAAGCGAUUUCCCCGUCCUCCUACGGCUCGUCAUCUUCGCUCGCACCAUCCAGCCACUCGAGCGACUCGUACGGAUCGUCCAGCAGCCUGUCCAGUCCGUCCAGCUCGAGCCAGCAGGACCACUCCAACUUGAGCUCCGUGGGAGCAACCGGCGCUGACGAUUCCAGCAAAUACUCAUCCACCUACAAGGGUUGAGAAGAGGAGUGUUUUCGUUUUUAAUUUUGUAAUUCAUUUUGAAUUUCAAUGCCACGACUGAUGUUUUGUUACUUUGUUGUAUUCUGUUCAGCACAGUUUCGUCUGCGACUGCUUUUUCUAAUAAAACCAAACCGUGCGAAAUAAAA